Didymella exigua CBS 183.55 is the source of this 2202-nucleotide messenger RNA. RefSeq names its product dipeptidyl-peptidase 5 precursor. The coding region runs from base 1 to 2202 and encodes 733 amino acids. Gene Ontology annotation, biological process: proteolysis. Lineage: Eukaryota; Fungi; Ascomycota; Dothideomycetes; Pleosporales; Didymellaceae. The transcript is spliced from 3 exons. Gene Ontology annotation, molecular function: serine-type endopeptidase activity. The record is from RefSeq and is a predicted model, not a curated record.
AUGACAAUCAGGGCCACAAAAUUUACACCCGAGGUCCUCCUCAGUGCGCCGCGCAGAUCUGAGGGUAUACCCAACUCAGAUGCAUCGAAAGUGCUGUACAGUGUCUCUACAUACAGCUUCGAGGAACGUUCGAAAAAGUCGGAAAUCCGGAUUCUCGAUGUCGCAACCCAGCAAACCAGCCUAGUCACGGACGACAAGACUGCGAGCGAGCCUGCCUGGAUUGACGAUGACAACAUCCUCGUCCUGAAGUCUGGCGACGAUGGUGUCACGACAGUGCUUGUCGGAAAGGCAGACAACUUCGGCAACGACAAUUACACCGCUGGUACUGUCGAAGGCCCUAUCGGUGACCUCAAGACACUGAAGCUGAGUGACGACGAAGUUGCCAUCGCAGCGUCUGGCAAGGCGAAGCCUGAUGGUUCUCUCUACAAUCCAGAGAAAGCGGAGAAGCCGCGCACAUCCGGCAGACUGUACAAGUCUAUGUUCGUACGCCAUUGGGAUCACUACGUGACUGAGAAUAGGAAUGCUAUCUGGCUUGGCAAGCUCACCAAGAAGGAUGGCAAGUUCGAGCUGUCCAAGCUGAAGAACGCACUGACAGGCUCCAAACUCGAAAGCCCAAUUGAUCCCUUUGGUGGCAAAGAUCACUUCGACAUCUCCCAAAACGGUCUUGUUUUCACGGCCAAAGAUCCCGAUCUCAACCCUGCUUUGCAUACCAGGACUCGCAUCUAUGUCUCUGCACACGCAAGUCCAGGCUUCUGGAGUCAUCCCGAUUUCUGGUCUGGCGAGAUACUGAAGCUGGAUAUCCAAUCAGUAGACAUUGCGAAGUCUCACGGCUUUGAGGGGGCAUGCACCAGCCCCGUAUGGUCUAACUCGGGGAAAAUGAUCGCUUUCUUGGCCAUGAAGACCGACGGAUAUGAGUCCGACAAGAACCAGAUUUUCAUCACCCAUGACUACAGCAAAUUGACAACUCCACCAACGCUCCUCUACGCCACAAAGGACGGAAAGGGCAAGUGGGACCGAAGCCCGCAGUCCAUCUCUUGGAGUCCAGAUGACUGGCAUCUGUAUCUCACCGCGGAAGAACACGGACGCGGAAACCUCUUUCACGCUGGACCUCCCAAGCGCCCGGGCGAAGAUUCGCCUCUGCCAACGGUACUCGUCAAGGGUGGAAACGUGGCAGAUGUCAAGGUGCUGGCGUCUGGCGACAUCUUCAUCAGCUCGAACAGCUUGGUCGAAAAUAGCCUGUACUCUUUCGUACCUGUUGGUGACCACAAGAACCACGAGAACGCCUACAGCCUUCCGGUGUCCGAGAACUCCACCGAAUCUAAUGGUCCAACAACACAAUACAUCUCUUCCAACACCCGCUCGGGCUCCAAGUUUGGUCUAUCGCGCUCCCAGAUCAGCGAGAUCCAUUGGGAUGGCGCUGCUCAUGGGACCUCAGUCCACGCCUGGGUCGUGAAGCCUAGCAACUUCUCCUCGGAUAAGACUUACCCGCUCGCAUACCUCAUCCACGGCGGCCCUCAAGGCGCCUGGGAAGAUUCAUGGAGCACACGCUGGAACCCUGCAGUAUUCGCCGAACAGGGUUACGUCGUCAUCUGCCCCAACCCAACCGGCAGCACCAGCUAUGGACAAGACUUCACCGAUGCCAUUCAAGGCCAAUGGGGUGGUCUGCCCUACCAAGACCUUGCCCUAGGCUUCGACUGGAUCAGGAAGAACCUCUCGUACGUCGACACCAAGCGUGCGGUUGCCCUUGGAGCAAGCUACGGCGGAUACAUGAUGAACUGGAUCCAAGGCCACCCGUUGGGUCGCCACUUCAAGGCGCUCGUCACUCACGACGGAGUCUUCAGCAUGGCGAGCCAGAUGUCGAGUGAGGAGCUCUACUUCCCCUUCCACGACAUCAAGGGCGCUCCGUGGAAGAACCGCGAAGCUUGGGACAAGUGGGACCCGAGCCGUCACACGGAGCACUGGCAGACUCCACAGCUCAUCAUCCACAGCGAGCUGGACUACAGACUGCUGAUUGGCGAGGGCUUGGCGGCGUUCCACACGCUGCAGACUCGCGGCGUCGAGAGCCAGUUCCUGACGUUCCCGGACGAGAACCAUUGGGUCCUCAAGCCUGAGAACAGUCUGUUGUGGCAUGAGACGGUCUUCGACUUCAUCAACCCCAAGGUCGGGCUGAAGCCGCUUACCGGUGAUAAGGCCUGCGAGUGA